Molecule: messenger RNA, 874 nt
Organism: Umbelopsis ramanniana AG
Lineage: Eukaryota; Fungi; Mucoromycota; Umbelopsidomycetes; Umbelopsidales; Umbelopsidaceae
Exons: 2
Coding region: 67-684 (205 amino acids)
Biological process (GO): regulation of transcription by RNA polymerase II
Molecular function (GO): DNA-binding transcription factor activity, RNA polymerase II-specific; protein dimerization activity; RNA polymerase II cis-regulatory region sequence-specific DNA binding
Source: RefSeq, a predicted model, not a curated record
CAUUCUCUUUUCUUUAUUUCUUUUACCAGUCUCAAAUAUCUCUUAUUCUUCUUUGUUCACUUCCUAAUGUCACUCAAAAAGAUCCCAAUAUCAGAGAGAAGGGCGACUUACCCUCUAGAACAUCGUCUAAAGACCUAUUCUCCAGAAAAGAUUCAACAACAAUUGAUCGACGCUGCCAGUACCAAGAAAAUGGUGGUCAAUGGUGUCAAUAUAUUGAAUAAUCGAAGUAUAGAUUGCAGUACGGCCAAAGAACGUAUUCGACAACGUCGUGAAACACACAAUAAGGUGGAACGUCAACGCCGAGAUAUACUGAAUUCUCUUAUAGCGGAGCUUUCUGACAUUGUGCCAUGUGCAACAGAUGCAAAGAACAAGUCUCAGCGAGCAGCUGUCCUUCGACGAACUGUACAAUACGUUCGAUGGGUUCAGUCUGAAAACCGAACCUUAAGAACACAAUUAAAUUUACCGGACGAAGACAUUACCUUCAUACCGUAUGAUGACGACCAACUAAUGAACGAGCAUUCUAUGCCUGGCAGCAGGUCUCCCACUGUAGAAAGCUGCAGUAAUUCAGACCAAGGCGACGACUCGGGCUCUUCCUAUGGAUCUCAUCCCAUACUAUCCAGUGGGACUUUUCAUACAUUUUCAAUAGCCACGAGCGAUGCCAUGAUCGAUGUACACACCGGCUGAUGUGAACUAUUAUUCUAUCUCAUGUUUGCACAAACCAUCUUCCCUCUGCUAUUAGUUUACACAAAUAUUCCCCUACUUUCAAUGAAAAUAUAGUCGCUUUUUUUCAAGUUUAUCAAUGAACAAACAAUUUACAAUUUCUCAUAGUCAAGUUUGGUUUCCAAUUUCUUUGCAUCAGCAACCUUUCGUACUG